Molecule: messenger RNA, 1824 nt
Organism: Trichosporon asahii var. asahii CBS 2479
Lineage: Eukaryota; Fungi; Basidiomycota; Tremellomycetes; Trichosporonales; Trichosporonaceae
Product: cytoplasm protein
Exons: 3
Coding region: 1-1824 (607 amino acids)
Cellular component (GO): cytoplasmic stress granule
Molecular function (GO): mRNA binding
Source: RefSeq, a predicted model, not a curated record
AUGACCGACUACUCUGUCAACCGUCCUGGUGAUUCUCCCCUCUCCCCCGGUGGCAUGGAACACCCCUACCCUCGCUUCCCCAGCCAGAUGGGCCUUGGACCUUUCCCUGCCGACUACGUUGGUGCUCUGUCUGGCGCCCUCAGCCAGCUCGACAUCAGCGCGAUGCGCUCGUUCCAGCAGCCACUCUCUGCCGACGGCCUUAACCUGACGCCGCCCGAGGCUCCCAGCGUCGGCCACUCUCCUGACUUUACCAACGGCGGCGAUCGCUACGGCGGUUCCCCUGGUUCGUACGGACAGCCCGGCAUCGGCCAGAUGCUUCCCCAGGGCAACCCUGUCGGCAUUUCUCCCUUCGGUGUCAUGCCCAGCUUCCCGAUGAUGCCUCAGCAGCAGUCCGGAGGCUACGGCGGACCUUUCAACAGCCGUAUGACCGGCAACUACGGACCUGCUGCCGCCGCCGCCGCCGCUGCCGCCGCCGGCAACAUGACUGGCCGUACCGUCUACAUUGGCAACAUUCCCGACGACGCGUCCGCCGACGAGCUCCUCAACCUCGUCCGCUUCGGCCCCAUCGAGUCUGUGAAGAUUCUCUCGGACAAGAGCUGCGUCUUCAUCUCCUUCCUCGACGGAUCCACCGCUGCCGCCUUCUACGCCGACGCCGCCGUCAAGAAGCUUGCUCUCCGCGGCCAGGAGCUCCGCAUCGGAUGGGGCCGCGAGUCAAACCUGCCCACCAACGUUGCUGUCGCUGUUCAGUACAACCAGGCGACCCGCAAUGUGUUUAUCGGCGGUCUUACCGACGAGGACACUGAGCAGACGCUCCGCGGCGACCUCAUCCGCUUUGGCGACAUUGACCAGAUCAAGAUUGUGCGCGACAAGAACAUUGCGUUCAUCCACUUCCUCAGCAUCUCGGUUGCCAUGAAGGUUGUCGCUCAGCUCCCCAAGGAGCCCGCGUACAAGAACAAGCGCGUCAGCUACGGCAAGGACCGCUGUGCGUACGUUCCCCGCGCUCAGCAGGCUGCCGUCCGCCAGGCCGUCGCCCAGGCUGCUGCCGCUGUCCAGUCUCACUCUGGCCAGAUCGGCGGCUACGGUUUCGGCGGCGCCAACGGCUUUGGUGCCUUCUCGCCUGCCGGCUUCGACCCCAGCGGCUACUCGACUGGCAACUUUAUGGACUCGCAGAUCGGCAACCGCUCGAUCUACCUCGGCAACAUUGGCAGCGAGACGACUGUCGAGGAGCUGUGCAACAACAUCCGUGGCGGUGUGCUCGAGUCGAUCAAGCUUCUGCCCGAGAAGAAGUGCGCGUUCGUCACUUUCGUCGACCCUGCCGCUGCUCUUUCCUUCUUCCGCCACAGCGAAACGAACCCCGUCACGAUCGCUGGCCGCCGACUCCGUGUCGGCUGGGGCAAGACGGUCGCUCCCGUCUCGCCCAAGCUCCUGCAGGAGGUGCAGCAGGGUGCGUCGCGCAACGUGUACAUUGGCCAGAUCACGGACUUUGACACGUUCACGGCGGACAAGCUGCGCGCGGACUUUGAGGAGUUUGGCGACAUUGAGAUGAUCAACUUUUACAAGGAGAAGCACGCCGCGUACGUCAAUUUCUGUACGAUCGAGGCAGCCCAGAAAGCGAUCCAGGCCAUCAAGGACAAGGAGGACUAUGCCCCCCUCCGCAUCGCCCACGGCAAGGACCGCUGCGGCUACCCGCCCCGCGCGCCGCGCUCGCCUGGGCGCCGCGACAUCUCCCCGCGGUCCGACGACCCGAUCGCGCAGGCUAUCGCUGCCGCGGAGGCGUCGGCGGAUGCCGGUGAGCCUGCCGAGGCUCCCCAGCACGCCGAGUAG